This is a messenger RNA of Formica exsecta, 1528 nucleotides long. RefSeq names its product anosmin-1 (gene Kal1). NCBI's taxonomy places the organism in Eukaryota, Metazoa, Arthropoda, Insecta, Hymenoptera, Formicidae. Gene Ontology annotation, cellular component: cell surface; extracellular region. Gene Ontology annotation, molecular function: protein binding; peptidase inhibitor activity. The record is from RefSeq and is a predicted model, not a curated record. Bases 1 to 1515 code for a protein of 504 amino acids. The transcript is spliced from 8 exons. Gene Ontology annotation, biological process: neuron differentiation.
AUGCCGCACGCCGGCAAUUCAACGUCAGCUGUAGCCGCGAAGAGAAGGCGGAGGCAGCAACCGGUCACCCUCGAAAGAUGGUGGCUGUGGUGGUUACUGCUACCAGGAUGUUUAGCAUCGUGGACGCGAUAUGUCGAGGAGUACGACUCUAUUAGAGUGGCCAGGUGUGAUGCUCGAUGCGGGGAGAAUUAUCCCGACGAGUGCGUGGAAAAUUGCCUGGCGUCGAAUUAUACGAAACCCGGUUAUUGCCCCGAGAGAACGUCAAUGACGCCCUUCGAAGCCGCCUGCUUGGUCGCCUGCGUCGAUGACUCCCGUUGUCCGGAUUUGGCCAAGUGUUGCUCCCACGAUUGCGGUAUCACGUGCAUGCAUCCUGUCGGUCUGGACAGUCGAAACGAUCUACCAGCUGUGCCGGAGAAUCUACAGAUACAACAACAGAAGAGAAACCUGGUGCUUCUGACGUGGCGUAACGGCAGGCCGGGAGUCAGCAAUGUAUCUGUCAACGAGAACGAUAAUGACGCGGUUCGGUAUCUAGUGGAGCAGCGUCAUCUUGUCGGUCCUAGAUAUUUGGAGUCCAGGCUAAGUUCCUGGAUCGUUUGUCACGUAUCGACGAAGCCGCACGCGACUCUUCGAGGUCGGUUAAAGACGGGACACUGGUAUCAAUUCCGUGUGGCAGCCGUCAAUGGAAAUGGAUCGCGUGGGUAUUCGCAACCCUCCAGACCCUUUAAAACAAAAGAGCCGCGAAAUCCGAAGGAACCACAAAACUUGACCUUAUCUAAUGCGCGUCUCGUCGGUGGGAAGCUGCGAAUUAACCUACAAUGGAUUAAACCGGCAUCGGAUGUGCCGAUAUCGUUCUACAAAGUCUUUUGGAGCAGACUCAUUCAUGGGCCAACGAACGAUUCCAUUCUCGUCUACCACAAGACGAUUCUUAAAGACAAGACAUGCUAUGAACUGAAGAAUCUGGAGCUCAAGUGUCAGUAUUUCCUGCAAGUGCAGGCGGUGGCGGUAUACGGUGGACGGCGUCUGACGUCGCGCAAGGCAUCCAAGGUCUUCAACAGCACAGAUUAUAUGGCAUACGCCGACGUCGGGAGACGUUCUCGCAGGUGCGAGCGAACCCAGGCCGGCCUCCACGUGCGUCGCAUGAACUGUCAGUGCGGAGAAGUCAAGGCGCGUUUAGUUUGGCCGACGAGCGGCGAUGUCGGCACAUAUAAUGUCACGUGGCAAGAGGAGUCGUGCUCACGCGAGAAAGGCUCGGAACGACGGAAAUUUGUUGCUUGGAAAACAGUUCAGACAUCGUAUUAUGAUCUACGACAACUUCGAAACGAUUGUAUGUACAGCGCAACUGUGCGAAACAUAUUGAAAAACGGCGAGAGCGACGAUCAUGGAACCAGUAUAGAAUUUUUCGCGACCGGAUGUCAGGGCGAUCAGAAGCGGCAAAAGUAUUCGUGGCGGAAGGCAGGACGAUGUAAGAAAUCAUCCAGAUCAAGAAGGCAGUUCUCCGGUCUAUUUGUGAUAUAAAUUUGCUGGCUGC